AUGGAUGAGGUUCCUGUGUUGUUGGAAGAGAAUGAAACAAAGUCUGAGGCGCAUUUGACUUCUGCUGCUGCUUUUGUGGAAGGUGGAAUUCAGGAGGCUUGUGAUGAUUCUUGCAGUAUAUGCCUUGAAUCCUUCUCUGACAGUGAUCCUUCUACGGUAACGAGUUGCAAGCACGAGUUUCAUCUUCAAUGUAUUUUGGAAUGGUGUCAGAGGAGCUCCCAGUGUCCUAUGUGUUGGCAAUCUAUCAGUCUCAAGGAUCCCACGAGCCAGGAAUUGCUCGAGGGAGUUGAGAGGGAGAGGAACUUUAGGUUAAAUCCGUCAAGAAAUGCCACAAUAUUUCAUCAUCCAACACUGGGGGAUUUUGAGUUACAACAUUUGCCAGUUGGAGCAAAUGAUGCUGAUCUUGAAGAGCGUAUAAUCCAACACUUAGCUGCUGCAGCAGCAAUGGGGCGAGCACGCCAUAUUGCUGGAAGGGAAGGCCAGAGAAAUAGGUCAUCAGCUCAAGGUCGUCCACAGUAUUUGGUAUUUUCAACUCAUCCCAAUUCACCUCCUAUGGCUCCUGCUUCUUCCUCUCCAUCUCAGAGAGGUGAUGGUGAACCAACUCAUGCGACCGGAGAAGACACACCACAGCUCACUUUGAUGCCUCCAGUUCAAACUGACCAGGUUUCUGCUUCAAGAUCUGGGUCUACUGCUCCUGCUACCGACAAUCAGGGAUUAUCAUAUAACAACAGGAGAUCUCCUAGUCAGUCUUCUCCAAGUAGCCAAGACAGAGCAGGACCAUCAGAACUCCAGUCAUUUUCAGAAUCUCUGAAAUCUAAACUUAAUGCUGUGUCAACAAGAUACAAAGAGUCCAUUUCGAAGAGCACACGAGGGUGGAAGUAA
Messenger RNA from Lathyrus sativus (Indian pea), 882 nucleotides. Lineage: Eukaryota; Viridiplantae; Streptophyta; Magnoliopsida; Fabales; Fabaceae. The record is from the annotation of a GenBank genome assembly.